Messenger RNA from Hipposideros armiger (great roundleaf bat), 2031 nucleotides. It is a transcript of the gene ABITRAM, whose product is annotated as actin binding transcription modulator. Gene Ontology annotation, cellular component: nucleus; dendrite; lamellipodium. NCBI's taxonomy places the organism in Eukaryota, Metazoa, Chordata, Mammalia, Chiroptera, Hipposideridae. The record is from RefSeq and is a predicted model, not a curated record. Gene Ontology annotation, molecular function: actin filament binding; actin monomer binding. The transcript has 6 exons. The coding region runs from base 44 to 643 and encodes 199 amino acids. Gene Ontology annotation, biological process: regulation of actin filament polymerization; regulation of filopodium assembly; dendrite morphogenesis.
CUGCGAGCCGCGCGCCGGAAGGACUCCCUCCUCCCCGGCCUUCAUGGAGGAAGCACUCGGGUCUCCGAGGGCGGAGGUAGCGGCGCAGGAGGUCGCCAUGGCUACCGAGCCGGUGGCGGCGGAGCCUACGGUGCCGUCGCUUGUGGAUCGUUACUUCACUCGCUGGUACAAAGCCGAUGUCAAAGGGAAACCCUGUGAGGACCACUGUAUACUACAGCACUCUAACCGAAUAUGUGUCAUCACAUUGGCAGGAUCUCAUCCAGUUCUUCAAAGUGGAAAAACAAUUAAAAGCAUUUCCUAUCAAAUCAGUACCAACUGUAGCAGACUUCAGAACAAGGUCUCUGGGAAAUUUAAGCGGGGGGCACAGUUUCUAACAGAACUCGCACCUCUGUGUAAGAUUUACUGCUCCGAUGGAGAAGAAUACACCAUAUCAAGCUGUGUUAGAGGACGGUUGAUGGAAGUGAAUGAAAACAUUCUCCAUAAGCCAUCUAUUCUUCAAGAGAAGCCAUCCACUGAAGGCUAUAUUGCAGUUGUGUUGCCCAAAUUUGAAGAAAGUAAAAGCAUAACAGAAGGGUUACUGACACAAAAACAGUAUGAAGAAGUCGUGGUAAAACGCAUUAAUGCCACAACAGCUACAUCAUGAGGGUUGAGACGGAAUAAAAAGCAACAUGGCAUUCGAUCAGUGCCCUGAGGAGAACCAGCGUAUGUGAAGAAGCACUUCACAGCCAGCCAUCUGCAGGGAGGCCUAGUUUUCUUCUUUUGUCUUGCAUAACAAGCCUUGAUUCCCAUUUUGUCUUUAACCUCCCAGAUCAGCCCUGCCAUGUGCUCACUCUGGUCGUCUUUUGCUUUUGUCUAACAGCUGGCAAGCAAGGGAUGUUUUUCUGAUUAAAAACAAACAAAGUACUUUGAGGAAAAUUUGUAAAAGACAAAAAUUUUAAGUAGCAAAGUAAAAAUUUACCCAUGAUCCUGUAACCCAUUAGUAAAUCUACAUUUUAACAUACUUCUAUUUGAAUGUUACAGCAUGGUUAAUGGUUUUGCCUCAGUCUUCCAUCAGCUGCAAGUUAAAAGGAACACCAACAGGCCUUUCUGACACCGUCUGCUUCAGUGUGACCACAAGUGCAGUCCCGACCUUAUGCUCCGCUCCUUUCCCUUUCAAUUGUAGGGGAGAGGCAGAGUGUGGAGUGGACCUUCUCUAGUCCUUCAUGCCGCUGGGAUGGCCAUCUUCUCAGAAACAAAGUAGAACUGUAACACUGGCUUCUUAAAUAAGGGACACAUGAAAAGGCUUUGAAAAAUACAAAGGGCUUUCUUAACCUAUGGAAAUGUUAUAAUGCAGUGCAUACAUUGUAGUCACUCAGUCUCACACUAUAGUUACUGGGUAACCAGCAAGUUACUGUAAUUUCAAAGACCCAGAGGCCUUUGAAUAGAAGAAACGCUUUCACAUCAUUUAUGCUAAACAAAAACCAAAAAAAUCCCUGAAUUUAUAGUUUAAGACUAUACUUAUUUACACUGAAUUUUAAAUAAAGGGACUUUAAAAUUGUUAUUUUUUAAGGGCUGCAAUACAUGUACUUUUAAAUAAAACAUUUAAUACAAAUCACUUGAUGUGUAAAUCCCUUGGUUCUUUAUUUUUUCAUGCUGUUGAAGUCAAAAGUUAUCCCUUCCCCACCCCCACUUGCACUUCAGAGAAUAUUCUCAUUUCAGGUAUGUAAAAGUAUUUUAUAAAUAAAAUUAAAAAUCAUUUUUUACUCACAAAAGCUUCUGGUAACUUGAAUGCCAGUAUGACUGUCCCUAAGUAUGCCCACCAGACAUGAUACGGGUAGUAACUCUACAAACAGUUCACUGACCAUGCUGUGAACUGAAAAUGUACACGUAAACACAAACCAGUAGAUCCCCAGUUUGAGUAGCACAAUGAUUCCCAAAGGUGUCAUGAGACAAAGAUACUAAAGAUAGGAAAAGAAUUAUAUAUCUAGGCGCUGCUGGGUGGCUCAGUUAGAAUGCAUACUCUGAGCAACAGGGCUGUGGUUCGAUUCCCAC